Messenger RNA from Pelecanus crispus (Dalmatian pelican), 927 nucleotides. The record is from RefSeq and is a predicted model, not a curated record. NCBI's taxonomy places the organism in Eukaryota, Metazoa, Chordata, Aves, Pelecaniformes, Pelecanidae.
AACGACUCUUACCAGGGCCGAAACUGCAGCGCCGAGGAAGGGAUCUACCAAGAUGCCACCCCCCUCUCCGGGAAGAUCGUGCUCGCCGUCGUCCUGGCGCUCGUCACCCUGGCCACGGUGCUCUCCAACGCCUUUGUCAUCGCCACGGUCUACCAGACGAGGAAACUCCACACGCCGGCCAACUAUCUCAUCGCCUCGCUGGCCGUCACCGACCUCCUCGUCUCCAUCCUCGUCAUGCCCAUCAGCACCAUGUACACUGUGACCGGCAAGUGGACGCUGGGCCAGAUCGUCUGCGACAACUGUGUGGUGAACACGGACCACGUCCUCUACACCGUGUACUCCACGGUGGGAGCCUUCUACUUCCCCACUCUGCUGCUGAUAGCCCUCUACGGGAGGAUCUACGUGGAAGCCAGAUCGCGGAUUUUGAAGCAGACGCCAAAGAAAGCAGGUAAAAGACUAACGCGGGCUCAGUUAAUCACAGACUCCCCGGGGUCGUCCUCCUCCGUCACGUCCAUAAACUCCAAGGCCCCCGAGGGAUCCAGCGAAACGGGCUCUCCCGUGUACAUGAACCAGGUGAAGGUGAAGGUCUCGGAUGCCCUGCUGGAGAAAAAGAAGCUCACGGCCGCUAGAGAGCGGAAGGCUACAAAGACUUUAGGGAUUAUUUUAGGAGCCUUCAUCGUCUGUUGGCUGCCCUUUUUCAUCAUCAGCCUGGUGUUGCCUAUUUGCAAGGACGCUUGCUGGUUCCACAUGGCCAUCUUUGACUUUUUCACGUGGCUUGGAUAUCUCAACUCCCUCAUCAACCCCAUCAUCUAUACUAUGUCUAACGAAGACUUCAAACAAGCUUUCCACAAACUCAUACGUUUCCGAUGCACAAGCUGAAAAUUUUGAAUGCGAUGUGUUCUCCGGGGCUGCCCCCAUGCACGCCCG